UAACUUUGAUCACCCAGUCAGCAUAACAUAACAACACGAUGGUGCUACACACCGUCUGGGUGGCUCUGCUGGCGUGCUGGGUCCUGUCUGGACUCCAUCAGGGGGACUUGAUAUUCCGCUGUCCGAGCUGCACGGCAGAGCGCCAGGCCGCCUGUCCGAGGCUUGUCGCUAGCUGUGUGGAGAUGGUGCGUGAACCGGGCUGCGGCUGCUGUCCGGUGUGUGCCCGUCUUGAGGGGGAGCUGUGUGGCGUCUACACCCCGCGCUGCUCCACCGGGUUGAGGUGCUACCCUAGCGCCGACUCGGUGCUGCCGCUGGAGCAGCUCGUUAAAGGGUUGGGCCGGUGCUCGCGCAAAGUGGACCUGGAACCAACGGCGGGUCAGGAAUACCUGGACGCAAGUGUGGAGGUGCCGACCACUGACAGCCCUGUGUACUUGAGGCCUCCGCUGGAGAGCUCCAGGCUGCGGGGGAAGGCGGCCGCUGUGCUGCAGUACCACAACGACAUCAAGACCCGCAUGAAAAUCAACUGCCCAGAAAUACCCAGGGGCCACACCCAGCCUCAGAGCCCGUGCCAGCAGGAGCUCAGCAGGGUGCUGGAGCACAUCUCCAGGAUGACCUUCCAGGACAAUAGGGGCCUGCUGGAGAAUCUCUACAAGCUCAAAUUCCCCAACUGUGACAAGCAUGGUCACUAUAACCUCAAACAGUGCAACAUGUCCACCCACGGCCAGAGGGGAGAGUGCUGGUGCGUGGACCCCGUAACAGGGCUUCACAUCCCCACGUCCCCCCGGGUGAGAGGAGAUCCCAACUGCAGCAUGUACCUGGAGGAGCAGGAGACCCCCCCGACCCCAGCCCUCCUGCAGGAGUGACCCCCCCACCCCAGCCCUCCUGAAGAAGUGACACCUCAACUGCCCCCGCUCUGCAUCCGCUCAUUCAGUCCCCGACAACACCAUUUCCUUUGUGUGUUUACUUGAAGAAUGUGUACGUAUCAACUCACUCUGAGGCAACAUAUGAUAUUAAAGCUUAAAAGAGAACCCUAUUAAUAACCAUCGUCAUCCCAAUUAAUGUCCUAACGAUAAACGUGGUGAAAUCCUGGUCAAUAUGUGAGUGCUGCACACACACUUUGUGUUUGUGUGCAGCAGCUAUGCCUCCUGCUAUUCAUAGGUGCGGUCCUGAGAGUUGUAUGGAUGCCUGAAUUUACACAAUGCUAAUCACGGGGCUGCCUUGCAUGGGAUACGACUGCUUCACCAGGCAGCCUAAAACUGGCAUGAGUGCAGCUGCUUGGACUUGUGGCAUGUAACGUUCAGCCCUCUCACCACAGCCCAGUCAGUAGGUGUUGAAUUCACAAAGUACCCCCAAAGCCCUUGACAUAAAACAACCCUGCCUGCAUGUAUGACAUUUUACUAUCAUUCAAGAGAUUUAAAUGAUGUCGUACAUGUAUAAAUACAUCUGUCACGUUACCAGAAAUGAUAGAAUUAUGAGCUCCAGUAAGAUAAGCGUUUGUUUACCUCAGUACUAAGGUUUAACAGUUCCUCUGUGAAUGUGUGUAGGUUUCUGGUGAGGCACACCUCAUGCGAUCAUGGUUACGCUUUCUUCUACAUCAAGCAGCAGCGGGAGAGAGACGCAGAGCGCAUGUA
This is a messenger RNA of Hypomesus transpacificus, 1631 nucleotides long. Its product is annotated as insulin-like growth factor-binding protein 2-B. Gene Ontology annotation, cellular component: extracellular region. The record is from RefSeq and is a predicted model, not a curated record. The transcript has 4 exons. Gene Ontology annotation, biological process: regulation of insulin-like growth factor receptor signaling pathway. Gene Ontology annotation, molecular function: insulin-like growth factor I binding; insulin-like growth factor II binding. The coding region runs from base 39 to 863 and encodes 274 amino acids. Lineage: Eukaryota; Metazoa; Chordata; Actinopteri; Osmeriformes; Osmeridae.